Puccinia triticina is the source of this 1650-nucleotide messenger RNA. RefSeq lists its product as uncharacterized. Gene Ontology annotation, molecular function: phospholipid binding; clathrin binding. Lineage: Eukaryota; Fungi; Basidiomycota; Pucciniomycetes; Pucciniales; Pucciniaceae. Gene Ontology annotation, biological process: Golgi to endosome transport; endocytosis. The transcript has 7 exons. Bases 1 to 1650 code for a protein of 549 amino acids. The record is from RefSeq and is a predicted model, not a curated record. Gene Ontology annotation, cellular component: plasma membrane; clathrin vesicle coat; endosome.
AUGGACAAGAUCGAGGCUCUCGGGAGCUCCAUCGCUCAGAUCUCGCUCUAUGACAUCAAGUCUUACUACAAUCAGGCCAAGGCGGUCGUGCUCAACUACACCGAGAUGGAAGCAAAAGUAAGAGAUGCAACGAAUGAUGACCCCUGGGGUGCAAGCUCGACGGUCAUGCAAGAGAUCGCUCAAGGAUCUGUCCCAUCAAGCCAACAAUUCAACGAGAUCAUGCCGACGAUCUACAAACGAUUCACCGAGAAGGAAGCCCGUGAAUGGAGACAGAUCUACAAGGCCUUGCAGCUACUCGAAUACCUCAUCAAGCAUGGCUCCGAGCGCGUUAUCGAUGAUGCUAGAUCCCACAUCUCGAUGAUCAAGAUCCUCAGGAACUUCCAUUAUGUCGAUGACAAGGGUAAAGACCAAGGCAUCAAUGUUCGUAAUAGGGCCAAGGAAAUUGCCGAAUUACUCUCGGACUUGGAUCGAGUCCGUCAAGAAAGAAGGAAAGCGAAGGCUGCCAAAAACAAAUACAUCGGAGUGGGUAGUGAAGGCCCAUCGUUCAGCACUUCUGGAGGCUCGAAGUAUGGUGGCUUCGGGAGUGAUUCACUUGGCGGUGGGGGUGGUGGCGGUGGUGAUGACUGGAACGCGGGUGGCAGUAGCAGUCGAGACCAGUAUACCUCCGGAAGCAGCACAUUCAAGCAGAGUGAUGAUUUCGAGGAAUAUGAUGCUGGAGAGUGGGAGGACCGACCGGCGGCGAGCGCCAGCCGAACGUCCCCCUCGACCGCCCGUGGUAGCAUCAGCAGCAACCGGACCGCCUCGAUAUCUGUCUCGAUGAAGAAACCGGCACAGCAAAAGCCCACUGCUCCGCCCCCGAAAGCUAAAGAAGUCGAUCUGUUUUCGAUGGGUGACGAUGAUGACUUUGGGUCCCCAGCUGCUCCCAGUUCGACCAAUCCCCUUGCAAGCUCGGAGAACGUCAGCGUCAGCUUGGAUGACGAAUUCGACGAUUUCCAGUCCGCCCCACCCGCUUCCAACUUUGGGGCUGCGUCUCAACCGUCCGCGUCCGGGAUGUCGUCAACCACCGGCUCCAAGCCCAACGUGUUUGCGCUUCUGAACGCUACCCCUUCCGCCCCCUCUCCCAUGUCGAAUGCCGGCGGCGGCUCAGGAAUGUUCGGAGGCGGGAUGAACACGAUGUCCAGUCAGCCCGCGCCAGUGAACAACAGCAACAUGUUCGGCUCGUCCAUGAUGCAGCCCAUGAUGAUGAACACCAAUCAAGCAAACAACACCCAGGCUGCACGUCCGGGCCAGUACGGCACGACGACCUCGAUGUCUUCCAACACCGCCAUCUCGACAAACGCAAACACACGAGCGACGAGCGCAUCCAAGCCUGCCGGUGGCGACCAAUUCGACGACCUCUUCUCGUUCGCCGGGUUGACUAGUACGACGAAGAGCGGGGCCAACUCGAGCGGGACGGGUGGCAAGCCGGCCCAGGCCAAGUUGAGCAUGGCCGCCAUGGCCAGAGAACAGAGCAGCGCCUCCAUCUGGGGCGCCCCCUCCUCCACUGCCGCUGCGCCCAUGCAGCCCGCGGGAAUGGGCAAGCCUAUGGCCUCCGCCGCCGCCACUGGCUCGGCUUCCAUGGCGAACAAUAACGACGACUUGCUGCUCUGA